Messenger RNA from Neospora caninum, 1185 nucleotides. RefSeq names its product SRS domain-containing protein. The transcript has a single exon. The record is from RefSeq and is a predicted model, not a curated record. Lineage: Eukaryota; Apicomplexa; Conoidasida; Eucoccidiorida; Sarcocystidae. Bases 1 to 1185 code for a protein of 394 amino acids. Gene Ontology annotation, cellular component: membrane.
AUGGCGAAGGCUGCGAGAAUGGAUCAACGGCGCGGAGGGUUCAGGUCGAGGGCCCGCAAGUUGAUGGCAUUGUGCAUCGGUGGAGUUUUGUUGCUCUCUGGGGGGCAUGCUGGGGCAGAUUAUUUGCGUGAAGGAACUCUGCAGCGAGAUUUAGAACCGGAGCCAGAAGCGGAAACCCAGACUGAACCAGUAUUGAGCGGGCAAGUCGCCACUUGUACCUUGCCAACAGUAGGUGUUGGAGCAAGCACUGGCGACAAUGCUACUAGCGCCCUGACACUGUCGAAAGAUAAUUUGACCGCUACAUUGAAGUGUUCAGGUAAAGACUACGUGGCAAUUCCCAAAUUGAUGCAGAAAGUCUGUUCCGCGACUGUUCAGGAUCCCACGGUCGCAGGCUGCAAAAAUGAUACGCAGGGUACAGGGAACGGCAAGCAGGUCCAGCUGGAAUCACUACUGGGGUCAAGCCGGCGCAUUGUGUGGAACAAAACCUCUCCUACUCCCGACCAAGCAAAGGAGGGCGAGGAGUGGACAUUGCAGCUACAGGAGACAGACCUUCCUCUUACCGACAAAACCUUCUUCGUCGGUUGUGACCAAACCGACCCAAAGCCCCAACAGGCUGCGGGAGCAUGCAAAGUCGACGUGGUUGUCAAAGCGAGACCUUCGUCUCUUGCGGACAAUAACGUCGUCACCUGCGCCUACGGAAAGGACAGCAACCCUGAGCCCCUGAAGGUUGAGAUGACAACAGAAAACAACACCCUCACUAUUCAGUGUGGCUCCGAGGGAUCUCUGAAUCCUGAAUCCUAUGCAACCCAGUACUGCGAUCUCCAGGGAGAGUUGGAGAACUGCACGCUGAAGAAGUUUGAAGAUAUUUUGCCUACAUUUGCAACCAGCUGGUGGUCAAAGGCAGACGAUAGUAGAUCCGCCACAUUGACCAUCCCGGAGACGGACUUUCCUGAAUCCGAACAGCAAUUCCGGGUGGGUUGUGUCUACAAGGAUGAUAUCUCUGAUGGACCCGAACCCCGGGCGAAGGGUGCGAAAACGGUAGAAUCACAGGCAGAUGCCACUACCUCGAAUUGCAAUGUGAUUGUGACUGUGAAGUCAGGAAGCUUUGCUUCGUCGUCAGGUCAACUGGUACCUACCAUCGCUGGUGCAGCCGCGAUGACAGGACUCCUCGUCGGGUCCUUGUAA